GGUAAAAAAGUAUAACAAAUACUAGUUUUCGACAAAAAAUUCGGCACUGCCUUUGUCUUAACUUGAUAAAAACCAUUGAUGUUACUAAUUUUAGAGAUUUAUUUAAAUUAAAACCUUUUUCGAUGUGCUUUGCUUUCUUGCGCUUUGCUUUUUUCGGUGAAGCAGUACCCACCCUGAUAAAGUACAGCUUUUCCCUUCUCUACCGUCUUUCCGGAAAACUCCCGACGACGAGCCGGUGUUCUUUUCCGUGGGACGUGGGUCAGCGGCGGCACUAACCGUCGACAGAUCCGCUGGAAAAUUCAUUUUCGUCGCUUCAUCACAUAAUAAAAGAAUGUACCGCAUUCCCGGCCUGCUGCGCGGCCCGGCCGCCCGGCAACUCACCCGCUGCUUCGCCAAGGACGUCCGCUUCGGCGGCGAUGUGCGCGCCUCGAUGCUGCAGGGCGUCGACGUUCUGGCCGACGCCGUGGCCGUCACCAUGGGACCCAAGGGCCGCAACGUGAUUCUGGAGCAGUCGUGGGGCUCUCCGAAAAUCACCAAGGACGGUGUCACGGUGGCGAAGGCCAUCGAGCUCAAGGACAAGUUCCAGAACAUUGGCGCCAAGCUGGUGCAGGACGUGGCCAAUAACACCAACGACGAGGCGGGCGACGGCACCACGACGGCCACCGUGCUGGCGCGCGCCAUCGCCAAGGAGGGCUUCGAGAAGAUCAGCAAGGGCGCCAACCCCACCGAGGUCCGCAAAGGCGUGAUGCUGGCGGUCCAGGCGGUGGUCGCCAACCUGAAGAACAUGUCGAAGGCGGUGACCACGCCCGAGGAGAUCGCCCAGGUGGCCUCCAUCUCCGCCAACGGAGAUAAGACCAUUGGAGAUCUCAUCUCCAGCGCCAUGAAGAAGGUGGGCCGUGACGGCGUCAUCACCGUCAAGGACGGCAAGACGCUGCACGACGAGCUGGAGGUGAUCGAGGGCAUGAAGUUCGACCGCGGCUACAUCUCGCCAUACUUCAUCAACUCCAGCAAGGGCGCCAAGGUGGAGUACCAGGACGCGCUGGUGCUGCUCUGUGAGAAGAAGAUCUCCAACAUCCAGCAGAUCAUCCCCACACUGGAGCUGGCCAACACGGCGCGCAAGCCGCUGGUCAUUAUCGCCGAGGACGUGGACGGAGAGGCGCUCACCACCCUGGUGGUCAACCGGCUCAAGAUCGGCCUCCAGGUGGUGGCCGUGAAGGCUCCCGGCUUCGGCGACAACCGCAAGAACACGCUGCAGGACAUGGCCAUCGCCACGGGCAGCAUCGUCUUCGGCGACGAGGCCUCCACCAUCAAGCUGGAGGACGUGCAGCUGUCUGACCUGGGUCAGAUCGGCGAGGUGCAGAUCACCAAGGACGACACGCUCAUGCUGAAGGGCCGCGGCAACAAGACCGAUAUCGAGCAGCGCUGCGUCCAGCUCAAGGACCAGAUCGAGGAGACCAACUCCGAGUACGAGAAGGAGAAGCUGCAGGAGCGACUGGCGCGCCUCGCCUCGGGCGUCGGUGUGCUCAAGGUCGGCGGAUCCAGCGAGGUGGAGGUGAACGAGAAGAAGGACCGCGUGACGGACGCGCUGAACGCCACCCGCGCCGCCGUCGAGGAGGGUAUCGUGCCCGGCGGCGGCGUGGCCCUGCUGCGCUCGGCGACCGCGCUGAGCGCCCUCCAGCCGACCAACGAGGACCAGAAGACCGGUGUGGAGAUCGUGCGCCGGGCACUGCGCAUGCCUCUGCAGACGAUCGCAGCUAACGCCGGCGUAGACGCAGCCGUGGUGGUGGCGCGCGUGCAGGAUGCCCAGCCGGAGAUCGGCUACGACGCGCUUAACGACGAGAUGGUCAACAUGAUGGAGCGCGGCAUCAUCGAUCCCACCAAGGUGGUGCGGACCGCGCUGACGGACGCCGCCGGUGUGGCCUCGCUCCUCACCACCGCCGAGGCGGUCGUCUGCGAGGUGCCCAAGGAAGACAAGGCCGACGCCAUGGGCGGCGGAAUGGGUGGCAUGGGAGGUAUGGGCGGCAUGGGUGGAAUGGGCGGCAUGGGCAUGUAAAAGCACACGCCAGUCGCUCUUUGAUAUCUCAUCUGUCAUUGGAAAGUGCCGCUUAUCGACUGUAGCCAUGUGAUAGGGUUCGUGAGACCAUCGGGCAGUGGGCGACGCCAGGACCUCCGCUCCCAUCUUGAUUUUGCAUAUAGUGUGUGCAAAGUGUUUGUAUAAGCCGUUUUGCCACGUUGGUUGUCUUGUACUUCCCAAGUUUUUGCGCCGCAUACAGAGUAACAGUCUGAAUGAAACAUUUUCUUGACGAUUUAUGGGUAACUGUAACACACGUGUUUGGCGGCCUCUGCACCAGUGUAUAUUGUUAUUUGUGUCUGACCGUGCCUAGUGCCGGUCUCCGGAAAUACGUCAGUAAGUGUGAAUGGGAGGGCGCCAGUGCCACGUCACGGCGCCCGGUACACCCACGGGUGGUACCUGUACCAGUGUAUAUCUCGUUAAUUCGUGUCUGACCGUGCCUAGUGCCGGUCCCGGAAAGUAAUCCAAGAAGUGUGAAUGGGACGGCAGUCCAGUGCGGCGUCACGGCGCCCGGUAUACUCACGUGCAAUGGGGACACCAGUGAACGAGUGAGUGCGCGUGAGCACGGCGACGGGCGCAGUGUGGAGUUCAGCAAGUCAGUGGAAGCAGUCGUUCGAGUCUGCCUUAUAGCGGCAUUUUUUCGUAGAGUUGUUACGGUGUAUAUUGUCUCAUGACCAUGUGUGCUCUGCGCGGGCCAGUGCUGUGUGCGUGUGAGCUCGGCGCGCGGGUCGGCGGCCGGCCCCGGUCCCGGGCGGUUAUAUCACGGCAGGCCUGCUCGCCCGGGCCCGGCGCCGCCCGCCGACCGACGCGGUGCCGACCAGCCAUCAACAUCCAUCGUGUAUCAAACUGCCGAUCGUGCGGCUCGACACCUAAAUACAUAUUUUGUACCGCA
Molecule: messenger RNA, 2963 nt
Organism: Amphibalanus amphitrite
Lineage: Eukaryota; Metazoa; Arthropoda; Thecostraca; Balanomorpha; Balanidae
Product: heat shock protein 60A-like
Exons: 11
Coding region: 332-2053 (573 amino acids)
Biological process (GO): apoptotic mitochondrial changes; protein import into mitochondrial intermembrane space; mitochondrial unfolded protein response
Cellular component (GO): mitochondrial matrix; mitochondrial inner membrane
Molecular function (GO): ATP binding; ATP-dependent protein folding chaperone; protein-folding chaperone binding
Source: RefSeq, a predicted model, not a curated record